Molecule: messenger RNA, 1146 nt
Organism: Cotesia glomerata
Lineage: Eukaryota; Metazoa; Arthropoda; Insecta; Hymenoptera; Braconidae
Product: speckle-type POZ protein-like
Exons: 2
Coding region: 161-604 (147 amino acids)
Biological process (GO): regulation of proteolysis; proteasome-mediated ubiquitin-dependent protein catabolic process
Cellular component (GO): nucleus; cytoplasm
Molecular function (GO): ubiquitin protein ligase binding
Source: RefSeq, a predicted model, not a curated record
AAUUAAAAAUUCAAUUAAGAGUAAAAGUCCAAAGUUCUACAAUUCGUCAAAAACUUCAUUAGCCGACGAUUUGGAACGAUUAUACUGGAGUAAAGACGACACUGAUAUUACUAUUGUUGUCGAGGGCCGAAGAUUCCCAGCUCACAAAAUUUUUCUCAAAAUGCGCAGUCAAUUUCUAGCAGCACUGCUCAGCCAGGACACAACUAAGAAGGAUUUAUUGCUAGAAGAUAUUAAAUCCACAAUUUUUGAAAAAGUAUUGAGAUUUAUUUACACUGAUCGAGCUCAUAACCUGGGUGAUGAUGCUGCUGAAGUGUUGGAGGCUGCUGAUAAGUUUCAGCUUGAAACUUUAAAAAUAAUUUGCGAGGAGUCACUCACUAGGUCUUUAAAUCGUGAAAACUUUAUUGAAAUAAUAAGUCUAGCGGAUCGCCACUUUGCUAAAAAUUUGAAGAAUUACGCCAUGGAGUUUUUUGGUACCGUAGCAGAAGAUAUUGUUAAUAGUCACGAGUUCACGAAAUUAGAAAAUACUAACCCGUACUUAGCGUUAGAGUUGUUUAAAAAGUUUCAUAUUUUUAAAAUAAACAGUCUAAAAAUAAACUCAGGUUAAAUAUCAAAGGUAGAGAGAAUUGGAAAAAAAUGUAACUCGACAUAUGUAUGUUUUCACGGGAUAUUUGCAUACGAAAUUAAACUGCUGUUUGCGGACGAGGAUGUGCUCUGUCAGUGUAAGCAUAUAUACACAUUAGCCGUGGGCCAGACCGAUGCUGGCUAUAACAGCAGAGGAAUAGCGGUCGCUUGCAUCUCGUAGUCAUACUAUUAUACAUAUACAUAUAUGUGAUAUGUGCAGACGGUAUAGUAUAAUAUUCAUAGAGACUUCUCGAGGAGCAUAAGUUGAGCUGAUACAAAUCGUUUGCAAACUGUCCCCAUAAUUCAUUCCUUCAGAUCUCGUACGUCCGAACAGAACUCGGAUCCAUCAAUGUAAAUAUCAUAAUCAUAAGUAUUAAUACUGUAUACACGAUGUAGAAUAUAGGAUGGAGUAAGAGGAAUGAAAAUAAAUAAAUAAAAAUGACAGACGUACUGUAGAUAAUAAAAGAUACACUCUACAAAGUAAACGGCUGAUAUGAAAAAUAAUAAAGGAAAUUUUUUAUUCAA